Molecule: messenger RNA, 3315 nt
Organism: Apis cerana (Asiatic honeybee)
Lineage: Eukaryota; Metazoa; Arthropoda; Insecta; Hymenoptera; Apidae
Gene: Gart
Product: trifunctional purine biosynthetic protein adenosine-3 Gart
Biological process (GO): 'de novo' IMP biosynthetic process; adenine biosynthetic process
Cellular component (GO): cytosol
Molecular function (GO): phosphoribosylamine-glycine ligase activity; metal ion binding; phosphoribosylglycinamide formyltransferase activity
Source: RefSeq, a predicted model, not a curated record
UAUAAUGGAUAAAUCCCCCGCGAAGAAUCAAUGUUCUUCUUACAAAUUAAAUUAAUAAAUUCGAUAAAUAUUUAUUGGUUUUAGAAAUAUAUAUAAGUAAUAAACGUUAAGUUCAUUACCACCUGUUGCUUCAGUGUAUAUAAUUUAAAUACUACGAGUUAGAAUAGACGAUAUGCAGUAUAAUGUUUUAAUUAUUGGUGGUGGUGGUAGAGAACAUGCUAUUGCUUGGAAACUUUCACAAUCUCCUCAAGUAAAUAAAAUUUAUGUCUCUCCUGGAAAUUAUGGGCUUUCAUUAGUCAAUAAAGUUUCUUUAAUAAAUCUAAAUGUUAAGAACAAUAAGGAAGUAGCAGAAUGGAGCAAGAAUAAUAAAAUAAGUUUAGUAGUUAUUGGACCGGAAGAAUAUUUAGCUAAUGGAUUAGCAGAUGAAUUAAAAAAUGCAGAAAUUAAUUGUUUUGGUCCACAAAAAGCAGCAUCUAAAAUUGAAACUGAUAAAUAUUGGGCGAAAGAAUUUAUGGAUAGAUAUCAAAUAUCUACUGCAAGAUGGAAAGGAUUUGUAAAUGCAAAAGAAGCGAAGAAAUUUGUUAUGAAUGCACAAUUUCCAGCACUUGUAAUAAAAGCUUCAGGUCUAGCAGCUGGAAAAGGAGUUAUAGUAACAAAAAAUAAAGAAGAAGCAUGUAAAGCUAUAGAUGAAAUUUUGAUUGAUAAGAAAUUUGGUUCUGCUGGUGAAUCAAUAGUUAUAGAAGAAUUAUUAGAGGGAGAAGAAGUUUCUAUACUUGCCUUUACAGAUGGAAAAACUAUUAUACCAAUGAUACCUGCACAAGAUCAUAAAAGAAUAUUUAAUAAUGAUAUCGGACCAAAUACUGGAGGCAUGGGUGCUUACUGUCCUUGUCCAUUAUUAAAUAAAGAUAAUUAUGAAAUAGUAAAAUCAAACAUCUUACAAAAAGCUAUUGAUGGUCUUAAACAAGAACAAAUUCCAUUUGUUGGAGUAUUAUAUGCUGGAUUAAUGUUAACAAAAGAUGGGCCAAGAGUUUUAGAAUUUAAUUGUAGAUUUGGAGAUCCCGAAACACAAGUAAUAUUACCAUUACUGAAGUCAGAUUUAUUUAAUGUUAUGAAGGCUUGUUGUGAAGGUUCUUUGGUUGAAUCUUUAAUUGUUUGGGAAAAAAAUUUGUUCGCUGUUGGUGUUAUUUUAGCAUCUCAAGGAUAUCCCAUAUCAUCAUCAAAAGGUCAAAUUAUAACAGGCAUUAAUGAUGUUUUGCAUACAAAUUUUAUUUUCCAUAGUGGAACAAAUAUAUCUUCUAAAGGAGAAUUAAUAACUAAUGGAGGAAGAGUUUUAAUUACUGUAAGUUUAGCACCCUCAUUGGCUUUGGCUGCUGCUAAAGCAACGCAUGCUGCACAGAUUAUAUCAUUUGAUGGAAAACAAUUUAGAACAGAUAUAGCACAUAAAGGAAUAGCAAGAUCUAUAUUGCAAAAUGGACAAUUAACAUACAAAAGUAGUGGUGUUGAUAUAGAAACAGGAAAUUCAUUAGUUUCAGCUAUUAAACCAAUGUCUUAUUCAACGCAACGUUUAGGUUCAAUGGGUUCAAUUGGUAGUUUUGGCGGUUUAUUUGAUAUAAAAGCUACUGGUUAUAAAGAUCCAAUUUUGGUAUCUGGAACUGAUGGCGUUGGAACUAAAUUAAAAAUAGCAUUUGAAUGUAAAAAGCAUGAUACAAUAGGCAUAGAUUUAGUGGCUAUGUGUGUAAAUGAUAUUCUUGCACAUGGUGCAGAACCUUUAUUUUUCCUGGAUUAUUUUGCUUGUAGUAAACUAAAUAUUAAAAUAGCUACUGAUGUUAUAAAUGGAAUAAGUAAAGGAUGUAAGAUAGCUGGAUGUUCCUUAAUUGGUGGAGAAACAGCAGAAAUGCCAGAUAUGUAUUCCAAUGAAGAAUACGAUUUAGCCGGUUUCGCUGUAGGAGUAGUUGAAAGAAAUAAUUUACUUCCACGAAUAAAUGAUAUAAAAGAAGGUGAUAUUAUAAUUGGUCUUCCAUCAAGUGGACUACACAGUAAUGGAUUUAGUCUAGUUCGGAAAAUUUUAAAAAUAGCAAAUAAAAAAUAUGCCGAUAUAGCACCUUUUUCUGAAAAUAAUCGCACAAUCGGUGAUGAAUUGUUAGAACCAACUAAAAUUUAUGUAAAAGAAGUAAUUUCUGCUUUACGUACUAAUUUCAUAAAAGCAUUUGCACAUAUUACUGGAGGAGGUAUAACAGAAAAUAUACCAAGAAUUUUACCAAAAGAUAUGGGCGUAAUUUUAGAUGCAAAGAAAUGGAAAAUUCAACCCAUUUUUGCUUGGCUUGCAACUGUAGGAGGAAUUAACAAAGAAGAAAUGUUGAAAACAUUUAAUUGUGGCAUUGGUGCUAUUUUAAUUUGUUCAGAAAAAGAUAAAGAAAAAGUUUUAAAUCAAUUACAAAUAGAAAAUCCUAAAAUUAUUGGAUAUGUAACUAAUUAUAAAAAUAAACAAAUUAGAAUAAAUGUUAAAAAUUUUGAAGAAGCAUUAGAAUUAAGAAUGAAACAAUACAUACCUGACAUUAUUUCAAAAUUAAGUAAGCCUUUAAAAAAAGUGGGCGUUUUAAUAUCUGGUAGUGGAACUAAUUUACAAUCAUUAAUUGAUGCAACACGAGAUUCAUCCCAAAAUAUUGGUGCUGAAAUUGUCAUAGUGAUAUCAAAUAAACCAAAUAUUGAAGGAAUUAAACGAGCUGAAAAAGCUGGUAUAAAAACAGUGAUUAUUAAACAUACUGAUUAUCCUAGUCGAGAAACUUUUGAUUCAGCAAUGAAUAUUGAACUUAAUGCUGUUGGAGUUGAAAUAGUUUGUCUUGCUGGUUUUAUGCGCAUUUUAUCAGAUAAUUUUGUAAAUCAAUGGCAUGGUGCUUUGAUAAAUAUACAUCCUUCAUUAUUACCAUCAUUUAAAGGUGCACAUGCACAUGAAAAUGUUUUAAAAGCUGGAGUACGUGUUUCAGGAUGUACAGUGCAUUUUGUGGAAACUGAUAUAGAUUCGGGAGCAAUUAUUGAACAAGCAGCAGUACCUGUAUUUCCGUAUGACACGAUAGAAAGUCUUCAAGAACGAGUCAAAACAGCUGAACAUCGCAUUUUUCCACUUGCUCUAAAAUAUUUAGCUACUGGUAGAAUACAAUUAAAAGAAGAUAAUACUAUUUUGUGGAAAUAUUAGAAAAUAUAUAUACAAUUAUUUUAUGUAUCAUAUAUUUUUGAUACUUAUUUUCUAUACAUUAUAUUUUUUAAAAAUAAAAAUAAACUACAUUUUUAAUUGAUUAAAAGAAAUUCUGAAAGCAA